Molecule: messenger RNA, 345 nt
Organism: Arabis nemorensis
Lineage: Eukaryota; Viridiplantae; Streptophyta; Magnoliopsida; Brassicales; Brassicaceae
Source: the annotation of a GenBank genome assembly
AUGGCUUGCCCCUAUUCGUUCACUAUCUGGAAUUGGCUAUGUUCUGGCUUACUAGGAAGAAGGAUAAACCCAGAUUGGGAGAUCACUCUUCGGUCCAUUACUCGGCAGAACAUUGAGAGGGAUGACUCUCUGUUGCUCCGCUUAGCACUUCAAGCCACUAUUUAUGGCAUUUGGAGAGAACGAAACAACAAAAGACAUCAACAAUCUCCUCGAUCUGUCCUUUUACUUACUAGAACAAUUGAUAAGGACAUGCAAAACCGAUUGCAAGCUAUCUACCAUGGAGACGAGAGUCGUUUGACUGAAGUGAUGCAACGCUGGUCAAGAUCAACAAGCAUCCCCAGUUGA